This is a messenger RNA of Dermacentor andersoni, 3368 nucleotides long. RefSeq names its product solute carrier family 22 member 7-like. Gene Ontology annotation, molecular function: transmembrane transporter activity. Gene Ontology annotation, biological process: transmembrane transport. Lineage: Eukaryota; Metazoa; Arthropoda; Arachnida; Ixodida; Ixodidae. The record is from RefSeq and is a predicted model, not a curated record. Gene Ontology annotation, cellular component: membrane.
CCUCGUGAAAGUGAACGUGCACGCUAUUAUUAUAUAUACAAACAGAUGUGAGUACGCAUUAUAAAUAUUGUGCACAUAAUAAUACAACACAUCAAUAAGGAGACUGACCUGAUCUGACAGGAGAUGAGACGAGAGCCGUCGCUAGGGUUCUUCUUCUUCUUCUUCUAUAUUUGCUAACCUUGUGGCUCUCGGCUUCAACCACAAUACUCUUUGUCUUGUCAUGUUUGGCCUACUUUCUAGCAAAAAUAGAUUGCUGCGCUGAUUCGACAUAAUUUUAUUUUAUUAAUUGGAAAAUUUCGUGCAAAUUUAGACCUUCGUUUCAUUCUUUUUCAAGUAAUCCUGAUUCAGUUCUCUGUUUUUUCUCACCUGUUCAACUUCUUUCCGUUUUGAACAUUUGUUUUGUAUUUUUCUAUGUAGACUGACUGCUCACGUGCUUCUUAUUCCUGUCUAUUGUUACCAUGGUAGUACUAUUACUACUGCUUUUUCAUGUCUUUUAUAGUUUACCGACAGCUUUUUGACCAAUCCACCGCUGUGGGCACGAGUUCAUGUUUCUUAAUAGUUUUGUGAAUCGUCUGAUUCCGCCAUAUUCUCACAUUUUGUAACGGCGGCAUUCUGAGCCAGUCGGCAAGACUGUAGCAGCCCUCUGGGCCAAUAGGUGCUUACUAGAUGGCAAAUUCAAAAAUCUGGCGGAAUUUGACAUUUUUCAAGGUAGCACUGUUGUUGAGCGGGAACACUACAACCUACCGCGUGCUCUGACGCGACGAUCACGUGUUAGGCUUAUACGUUUGGCUCCUCUCUCACGUUUCCCUCCGGACGCGCUGUACCAUCUAGCGGUGCCGCCGUGAAGUUCGAUGCCCUACCAUUAGACCACGGAUUACCCAGUGACGCAAGUUGGUGGAAAAACGGUCAGGGACAGGCACACAUAAGUAGAUACCGGAAAGUGCGUCAAGUAUCCUAAGAAUGCUAGUCACUGUAAAGGUCGCUAAAUUUAGCGACCAGCACUUGUAAGGGGAAUUACUUACAUUUGUGUAGGCUUUUCCAAAUUCCAAGAAUCAAAUCAUGCACGUGUGUGACGGAGACUGGCAUCCCAGUACCUUUUACUGGGCUCUUUAGUCAUUAGUGGCAGUGCUAAGCAGCACUACAGAGGGUGAGAUAAAAGCAAAGGAAAGGCAUCCAAGGACAUGCUCCAGCAUGUAAGAAAAAAUGAAACGAGGUGAGUAAACAGUAAAGCACGACAGAUAAGGUAGAGCGCUCUACCUCCCUCCGCGCACCCCUUUAAUUUUUCUUACGCGCUGGAGCAUGUCCUUGUCUAAAUUCAAACUAGACCAAAACUCGCUUCCUUAAAGGAGAGACAUCCAUAUCUAUUGAGCGACCGGGCUGAACAAACAGCCGAUUAUAAGCGGACAAAGAUGAAGGAAAAUUGGCCACGAGCGCUGGGGAUCACGCGCGCGGAGCGAGCGGCUUCAAGAAGACCUCCUGCUGCAAGCGGCGGAACACGGCGUUCUCUGCUGCAAGAAGUUGGGACGAGCCACCGCAGCGAGAAAGCAAAGCCAGUCAUGGGCAGGGUGCGGCGCUCCGGAAGCUUCGCGUCGCUGAUGCUGCCACUCCGGUUCCGGCCUUCGACAGACCGGGGCUCGCUCAGCGCGACCGACACCCAGAUGCAGAACAUGGUCGUGUUCGGCUUCGGUCGCUUCCAGAGGUUCGUGCUGCUGUGCGCACAGAUCACCGCGUUCGUGGCCUACUCGCAGAGCAUCGCCGUAGCCAACGACCUGGAGCCCGUGAACCACUGGUGCCGCCAGGGCAGCGAGUACGCCAACGUGAGCGCCGACGCCUGGAAGGAGCUGUACCUGCCCCGCAGACCGGACGGCCUAGGAUACGACAAGUGCCACCGCUACGAGACGCCACUUGCGGCGCCGGUAUCUGCUGCCACGGAGGACCCCGCCGCGGUAAACUCGACGCGGCUGGUGGUCGCCUGCGACGCGUGGGACUACGACACGGGCAGCACGGGAUUAACCGUGCUGGUCUACUGGAACAUCGUGUGCGACCGCUCCUGGUACCGGUACUUGUACCAGGUGGCGUUCAUGUGCGGCGGCGCGCUGUCUGUCCCAUGCGCGGGCCUGGCGUCCAACCGCUGGGGCCGCCGGCCUGUCAUGUGGGUCUCGGUGUGCGCCCUCCUGUGCGCGAGCAGCGCCACCUGUCUGGCGCCCACGCUGAUCGUGUUCCUGGCGCUGCGAUUCGUUGCCUCGGCGGCCGUCAGCGUGCUGGAGGUGGUGUCCUUCGUGCUGCUCUUCGAGUCGACUCCCACGGGACCCCGAGAGCCCUUCUGCGCGCUCGCCAUCUGCUGGCCCAUGGUCCUCGCGCCCGUGUUCGUGGUGACGGUCGCGUACAUGGGGUUCAACUGGCGCGUGAGCCACGCGGGUCUCACGCUUCCCGCGCUGUUCCUGCUCUGCACGGUGUACGUGACUGAGGAGUCCCCGCACUGGCUCAUCGUCAGCCACCGCUUUCGCGAGGCCCGCCGAGUGGCUCUGUGGGCCGCCCGGCUGAACGACGAAGACCCCGACGUCGUGAUCGAGCGACUCGAGAAGGUCAAGGAGACGCUAGCGUCCUCCGCGUCAGCUGGAAGCUUGGCGGAAGCGGACGGAGUGGCGUCUGCCAACGCCGUACGGGAAGCGGAACACGCCGCCGGCAUGCGCCAUACGGCACGGCGAAAGCAUUUGGGCUACUUCCGGUCGCGCGCCAUGCUGGCCCACUGCUUCGUCGUGUUCGGCUGCUGGUUCAUGGUGAACGUGAACUACUAUUUCCGCAGCCUGGACGUGCCGCACCUGAACUUUAUUAAGUGGGUCGUAAUCGCGUGCAACGUGCCGGCCAUGACGAUCGCCUACUUCAUCAUCAGGCACCACGGCCGCCUGGCGCCUCUGGUCGUCUUACUGGUGGCCGUGUCGGUCCUGCUGCUCUUCAACACCGUGGUCCGGUUCCUAGGUCUUAACUUCCCGUCACAGCUGGGCCUCAUGUGGCGUAUGCUGCUCCUCAACAUCGCCUAUGUCCUGCUCUGCAUACACACCGUGUCGCUGUUCCCGACGCAGGUUCGCAGCGUGGCCUUCUCCUGGGCGUACACAUUUGGCCGGCUGGGCGCCAUGACGGCCGAGGCGUUCCAGGUCGUCGAGUCGGUGCUGCGCUACGACAUGGGCGCGCUGCCCAUCGGAGUGGCGGCCUUGAACCUGCUCGUCUUCUCCCUUCUGCUGCUGACGCUGUCCGACAAGACGCUGCUCGACAUCGUGACGCGCGUGGACGUGAUCAACGCCGCCGGAGCGCCGCCGCCGGUGAAGAAGCGCAAGAUCUCGCCGGACUCCUUGUUUCCGAAGCAGUAG